Molecule: messenger RNA, 4663 nt
Organism: Ficedula albicollis (Collared flycatcher)
Lineage: Eukaryota; Metazoa; Chordata; Aves; Passeriformes; Muscicapidae
Product: PDZ and LIM domain protein 5-like
Exons: 10
Coding region: 1-1386 (461 amino acids)
Biological process (GO): heart development; actin cytoskeleton organization; muscle structure development
Cellular component (GO): Z disc; filamentous actin; stress fiber
Molecular function (GO): actin binding; muscle alpha-actinin binding
Source: RefSeq, a predicted model, not a curated record
AUGCCUGUGCCAGAUGCAGCGAGCUCUUUGCCAGCGGAUGAAGCACCUCCUCUGCCCAAGGUCUGUGCUGCGGCCACACAGACCACCGAGUUCCCUCUGCCUGCUGACCCAGCUGGGGGGCUGCCUUCUCCAGCCCUGCAUGUGGGAACAGCCCUCGGGCUGCCUCCUGCCCUUGCCAGGCAUGAAGCAUCUCUGCCUACUUAUGAAACAAAUUCUUUCAAUAAAAUCUCAAGCUUUCAGUCUAAAUCAUCUGUAAGUCAUACAAGCUUCUGCGCUGCAAAAGUAAUGCUGGAAGAUCCUUCGGGAAAUCUGCAGAUCCUUGGACCCUCUCCUCCUCCAGUUCUUUCUCCUUUUGAGCAGAGAUCAAAAAUUAAGAGCAUGGCUGCUGCUGCAGUGUCUGCUGCUAUUGCUGUCCGGGCCAGACUGUACGAGCCUAGUGCCUGCCGCUCGCUGCUGGACGCCCUGCUCAUCACGCCUGUGGCUAAGCCUCUGCAGGUCACCGCACCCUCCAGGAAGUCCACAAGUGCUCUGGAGUUGCCAAAGAGCAAGAGUGAUUCCCUGGGAACUGCCCAGCCUGCCCCAGUGAGGAGCCAGGACAGCGUGGAUGUGAGACCUGCUCCUGCCAACACCACGCCUGCCGCAGUCCUCAAGCCAGCGGCACCCCUGGGUUCUGCCAAGGGCUGGCAGCCACCAAACCAAGCAGCUCCUGUCAGUGGAUGGACAUCAAACAGUAUUAAAUCACCUGGAACAACUGCCCCAAGUGAAAAAGCUGCACCAACACCUCAGCUAAAUGAGCAAGACACGCUGGUUCAGCGAGCGGAGCAUAUUCCAGCAGGGAAGCGCACUCCCAUGUGUGCACACUGUAACCAGGUCAUUAGAGGACCCUUCUUGGUGGCUUUGGGAAAGUCAUGGCAUCCAGAAGAAUUUAAUUGUGCCCACUGCAAAACCUCCAUGGCAUACAUUGGAUUUGUGGAAGAGAAAGGAAUGCUGUAUUGUGAGGUCUGCUAUGAGAAGUUCUUUGCCCCUGAGUGUUCCAAGUGCCAGAGGAAGAUCCUUGGGGAAGUAAUAAAUGCUUUGAAACAAACUUGGCACGUUUCCUGCUUCGUGUGUGUGGCCUGUCAUAACCCCAUCCGCAAUAAUGUCUUUCACUUAGAAGAUGGUGAUCCCUACUGUGAGACGGAUUACUAUGCCCUCUUUGGUACGAUGUGCCAUGGCUGUGAAUUCCCCAUUGAAGCUGGAGACAGGUUUCUUGAAGCCCUGGGCCACACUUGGCAUGACACUUGCUUUGUAUGCUCCGUAUGUAGUGACAGUUUGGAGGGCCAGACUUUCUUCUCCAAGAAGGACAAGCCACUGUGCAAGAAACACGCCCAUUCUAUCAACAUCUGAUACUUGGAACUCAUCUUGUAACAAAUGUACUGAGCAGAAAGGUUAAAAUGUUCACGUUCAAUAAUUGGUUAAAAUUAUUUAUAUACAAUUUAUGUAAAAUGAAAGAGAGAUGUGGAAACUUGCAGAAGGAAUCGUACUGAUUUUUCAGACUGUUUAUAAUUUACAAUUUUGCUUCAUAAAAAGUAAGGUAUCAGGAAUUUCACCCAAGCCAAACAAUUAGUGUCUUUAUCUCUACGCUUCACACAUUACUGUGUUUCAUGGUUUUAUGACCACAUUUAUCUCUGUUUCAUUAUGAGAAGUGAAGUAUGUAUAAAAGUAAAUACCCGAUAUUAGAAGUCUCAGUCUUGCUGCUAUUCGGCAAAUAAAAGAAGAUUGGAUUCAGCAAUCCCGAUCACUUUAUUUCGGUGAUGUUUUUAAAGUGUGUCCCAGAAGUAUUGCAGCUAAACUCCAUUAAAAGGAACUCAAAGAUAAGAUUACACAAAAUAGAUAGUUCCAAAACUUUUAUUUUUUAAACCUGAUAUUCAUAUACAGGAAGCCUCCUACAUAAUUACAUGUACCUGUGUCUUUGCACUUAAAUUUCGGAUGGGUUUGCAAGGGACAGAGGUUUCUACAAAGCUUUUAAGUGGCUAUGCUGGUGAAAAAGAAUAUUUAGAAGAUGCCACUUAAAACAUAGAUGGCAUGCUUUUCUGUAACUCGUGUACUACCAGAACACUAGCCAAAACCCCAUGCUGCUGAGGGUGUCUUUGAUGGGUGAAAAUGUCAGAUUAAAUCUUAAGGGAGCAGGGAUUUCAACUCUUCUGUUUGCAGUUCAGGUUUUAGGUAGCUUUAAGUGCCUUGUAAAGGGGAAAUUAUGCUGAAUCUGCAGGUAACAGUGGUUUGUAUCCAGAAUGUGAGAUUCUGGUCUUGAAUGAGGGAAGCUGCUGAAGUGCAACUGAGGACAUUGGUUUUUUCUCAGUACAUUCUUUACCAUGUAGCUCAUGAAUAUGUAUAUUGGUGGUGUGCCAGGUAGCGUCCUGAAAACUUAACUUCCUUGCUCAGCUGUUAAGAUUUUUAUUAGUUUAGGAUUUACUUUUCUCUUCUCUUCCAGAUGUAGGGAAUGUAUUGUUAAAUGAUAUUCCAUUGGUUUAAGCAGCUCAGUGCCUCUCAGAUCUUGCAAGGGAGCAGCGAGACAAUGCUGUCAUUAUGCAUUUGCCACAAGCCAGAUCAGCCAAUUCUGUGGCUUGAUACGAAUUUUGCAUCCACACAGAGAGGCAGCACAAGACCAGUGAACCAGCUCAGUCCCCCUUAGCCUCAAAUUAGGGCUUAACUGGUUUAAUUGGAGCAAUUGCAGUCAGCCAGGGUGGAGGUGGUGCCCCUCUGCACAGGGCGAAUUUGCUUCAGCAGAAUUGCCCAACAGAGAAGGGGGCUCUUGGGACCUGAGCAGAUUUCUGAAGGAAUCUGAAUUUACUUGCUGUUUGAUUCAACUGGGGUGUCAGAGCUGAACUGUUAGUCUUUAGUGCUCUUUCCAGUAGACAUUGAAAAUAACCAUGUACUGGUUUUGUUAUUGUGGGGUAGGUGUUUUUACUGAUUCAACAGAUAGUUUUGUCCAUAAAACCAUGGAUAAAAAAGUCACAAAAAUUUGCCGUGGUUGAGUAAAGCAAUUGUAAUGAGGAACAAAAAAAUCAACAAAAGAGGAGGAAAGAAAACCAAAAUUACUGUACUGAAAUAUGAAAAAAUAUUUGGUUUUUUAUUAAUUCAGUGAGACAGUGAUUCACAUUGUGGGGCUGUUUCACUUUAUUUCCUGAAAAUGUUUUUAUUCAAUAUUACCGCGUUUCUUUCUUGACUUCCAGUGGUACAGAAGAAAUUUGGUAAAUUUGGUGAAUGUUGGUAAAUAAGAAGAAAUUUGGUGGUACGGUAUAAAGCUGUUUAAAAUGUUUACACUCUUGUAGAUGUACCCUUUUGUGAGUUUGGCUGAAAAUCAGAAGGGUGGAAGCAGACUGGACAAGAUACAGUUGCAAAUGAGCCAGGUUGCUUUUAAAAUUAGGUGGAAUGUGGAGAAAUGAGACCUACAGAUUGGGUUUCAGUGGAGUGUUAUUGCACAUGUGUGAGGAAAGAGGGGAGAAAAUGCACAGGAAAAGGCGUUCCGUAAUUUCUGCACUUCAAACCUUGCAAUUUUAAUGUAGGAUAAAAACCUCUGUUUGUCAUUGUCCUUAAAAUCCAAUUAAAUUUUGUUUAGCCUCAUAAUUUUAAUUUGAAUUUUAUUAUUUAAUCCAUAUGCUCUAAGGUUUGAAAUUUUGCAGUUGUUAAUGAAUUUGAGGACAAAAGCCUGAAGGGCUCCAAUAGAACUGCUUCAUUUAGCUGCUUUGCCUUUUAAUUUCUGCUUUUAUCUAUUUGUUUAAAAUUUUAAAGGAAGCAUAGAGUCACUGUUAGAUAAUGAAUAUUUAAUGGCUUUACCAAAUUAUAUAAAUCAAUUAAAAGGAACAUAAUUUUUAUCAUUAUUUUAAUAAGUGAGAUUUUAGUAGAGCACUUUAUAAUAAUGCCAUAUAUCUCACUGAAUAUUUAUUAUCUUUUUUGUUGUUGUUGUUUAGAACUAUUUCAUCCUGAUAUUAUUUUAUUUGUAAGCCUGCCUUUACCUCUAGAAUCUUUUGGGGUGUGAGUGUAUGUGUUUAAAUAUACUUCUUUCUGCAUGCAUGUGCAUUGAGAGACAGAAGUAUAUAUGUGAAUUUGAAUGCAGACUUGACAUAGCAAAAAAUCAUUUAGGGAUUUCAUAUGAUUCCCAGCUGUUUUUCAUACAACACACAUAUAGCAUUCAUGUUAUGAGGGAAUGUUACAGAGUCAGGACAGAUAUAUUAAUUUACCUAACUACUGUAGAUCUUUACAUGUUAUUGUUUUUCUCCCAAAACCGCCUGUGAGAGAAUUUGGCUUAACUCUGUUUGAAGGUAGAAUGUCUUUAUAAGUGAAUAAUUGAUCCACGAUGACCGUUUCAGUAUGUUGUAAUGAAAUAAUUCAGGAUUACAUGUAAAUAUAAAUGCUUAAUAUAACAAUACCAUAAACUUAAAAGCAGGAGUUGAGUUGUGGUUCGGUGAGUGUUGGUCUGUUAAUUGUGUACCUAUUUCUUCACAGAGCUACUUGCAUCAUCAAGCCAUGUCAGCUGCUUUGCAAACAUUAUUUUAUGCUAAACUACCAGCUGUUAAAUCCUGGUGAUUUCUUUGCUUGUGUUUAAUAAUCUUCAGCAUUAAAUUUUGGCUGCUUACAUUUGCAAGUUUAAUUAUAAUUGAAAAACAUAACAAGAAAAUAA